AGACUCACUGGACCUUCAGGGUAUGUAACGGAUGGGCCUGGAAAUUACAAAUACAAAACAAAGUGCACCUGGCUCAUUGAAGGAAGGCCAAACACAAUCCUUAGGCUUCGAUUCAAUCAUUUUGCCACGGAGUGCAGUUGGGACCACUUGUAUGUGUAUGACGGAGAUUCAAUUUACGCUCCCUUACUGGCAGCUUUUAGUGGUCUUAUUGUUCCUGAGAAAGAUAGCAAUGAAACGGUACCAGAAGUUGUAGCUACUUCUGGAUAUGCUCUUCUUCAUUUCUUCAGUGAUGCUGCCUAUAAUUUAACAGGAUUUAACAUCACGUAUAAUUUCAAUAUGUGUCCCAAUAAUUGCUCCGGCCGAGGAGAGUGCAAGCUCAAUAACAGCAGCAAUGCUCUGGAAUGUGAAUGUGCCAAAUACUGGAAGGGAGAAGCUUGUGAUAUUCCCUACUGCACAGAAGACUGUGGGGCACCUGAGAGAGGGCAUUGCAACUUUAAUGAUACUAAGGCGUGUUUGUGCUCUGCAGACUGGCAAGGUCCUGGCUGUUCAAUUCCUGUUCCUGCAAACCGGUCGUUUUGGACCCGGGAGGAAUACUCUCUUCCGAAACUUCCUAGAGCAUCUCACAAAACUGUAAUCCAUGACAAUAAAAUGUGGAUUGUUGGAGGCUAUGUCUUCAAUCAUUCUGACUCUCAGAAGGUUUUAGCGUAUGAUCUUAUUUCUGAAGAGUGGCUUCCAUUGAACAACACUGUGAACUCCGUAGAGAUGAGAUACGGUCAUUCAUUGGCAUUACAUAAGGAUAAAAUAUACAUGUAUGGUGGAAAAAUAGAUGCAACGGGGAACGUGACCAGCCAGCUGUGGGUGUUCCACAUUCCCAGCCAGAACUGGACUCAAGUGACGCUGCAGGCCAAGGAGCAGUACGCUGUUGUUGGCCAUUCAGCACACAUUGUCACCCUGAAAGACAACAGCACGGUCAUGCUCGUCAUCUUUGGGCACUGCCCUCUUUACGGGUAUAUCAGCAAUGUCCAGGAAUACAACCUGGGCACAAAUACAUGGAACAUUUUACAGACGAGCGGAGCUUUGGUUCAAGGAGGGUACGGUCACAGUAGCGUUUAUGAUUCAAGCACAAGAUCAAUUUAUAUCCAUGGAGGUUACAAAGCAUUCAGUGCCAACAAAUACAGGCUAGCAGAUGACUUAUACAAAUAUGAAGUUGAUUCCCGUAUGUGGACUAUUCUUAAAGACAGUAAAUUUUUUCGCUAUUUGCACACGGCUGUGAUAGUGAGUGGAACCAUGCUGGUGUUUGGGGGAAACACACACAACGACACCUCCAUGAGCCACGGCGCAAAGUGCUUUUCUUCAGAUUUUAUGGCAUAUGAUAUUGCUUGUGAUCGGUGGUCUGUUCUUCCUCGCCCGGGUCUCCAUCACGAUGUGAACAGGUUUGGACAUUCUGCUGUGCUAUACAACAGCACCAUGUAUGUAUUUGGAGGCUUCAACAGCCUCCUCCUGAGUGACAUACUGAAGUACACACCGGAGAGAUGUGAAGCUUUUGACAACGAAACGGCCUGCCUGCGAGCAGGUCCUGGUGUCAGAUGCGUGUGGGUCCAUUCUCACUGCGUCCCCUGGGAAAUGGCGACGGUGGCGCAGCGACAAAAGGUCUUUGAAGACUGUCCUCCCAAACCAGUUGUAGACAAUGAAAAAUGUGAUCAGAUUACAGACUGCUAUAGCUGUACAGCAAAUACAAACAACUGUCAAUGGUGCACUGACCAGUGUAUCUCAAUGCAUAACAACUGCACAGAGGAACAGGUUCCUAUUACUCUAUAUGACAAUUGUCCUAAGGAUAACCCUGCCUAUUAUUGUAACAAAAAGACAAGUUGUAAAAGCUGUGCCAUGGAUCAAAACUGUCAGUGGGAACCUAGGAAUCAGGAGUGCAUCGCUUUACCAGAAAAUAUCUGCGGAACAAACUGGCAUUUGGUUGGCAACUCCUGCUUGAAAAUUACAAAUGCAAAGGAGAACUAUGAUCAUGCCAAACUGUCCUGCAGAUCUAAUGGUGCUUUGCUGGCUUCCCUCACGACCCAGAAAAAGGUAGAAUUUGUUACAAAAGAGCUGCAGAAGAUGCAGUCUUCGUCAAAAAUUUUAACUCCGUGGGUUGGACUGAGGAAAAUCAAUGUGUCGUAUUGGUGUUGGGAAGACAUGUCUCCCUUCACCAACAACCUGCUCAAGUGGCUCCCCGAUGAACCAAGCGAUGCUGGGUUUUGUGGUUAUUUAGCUGAGCCUUUCCAGCAGGGACUGAAGGCAGCAACGUGUAUCAACGAAGUCAAUGGCAGCAUCUGCGAAAGGCCAGCUAACCACAGCGCCAAGCAGUGCCGCACGCCCUGCGCCCUGCGCACCGUGUGCGGGGAGUGCACCAGCGGCAGCUCCGAGUGCAUGUGGUGCAGCAACAUGAAGCAGUGUGUGGACUCCAACGCUUACGUGGCCUCUUUCCCCUACGGGCAGUGCAUGGAGUGGUACACCAUGAGCAGUUGUCCACCUGAAAACUGUUCAGGCUACUGCACGUGUGCUCACUGUCUGGAGCAGCCCGGCUGCGGCUGGUGCACUGAUCCCAGCAACACUGGGAAGGGGAAGUGCAUCGAGGGCUCCUACAGAGGCCCCGUCAAGAUGCCAACCCCGUCCGCAACAGGGAAACACAGCUUGGAGCCUGUCCUUAACGUCAGCAUGUGUCCUGUGGAGAACAACUAUAAUUGGUCCUUUAUUCAGUGUCCAGCCUGCCAGUGUAAUGGGCACAGUAAGUGUGUAAAUGAAAGCAUCUGUGAGAAGUGUGAAAAUCUGACAACUGGCAAACACUGUGAAACUUGUAUCUCGGGCUACUAUGGUGAUCCCACUAAUGGAGGAACAUGUCAGCCUUGCAAGUGCAAUGGCCACGCGUCUGUCUGCAACACAAAUACAGGGAAAUGUUUCUGCACCACCAAGGGAAUAAAAGGAGACGAGUGUCAACUGUGUGAAGUUGAAAACAGAUAUCAGGGAAAUCCACUUAAAGGAACAUGUUACUACACUCUUCUCAUUGACUAUCAGUUCACCUUCAGCCUUUCUCAAGAGGAUGAUCGCUAUUACACAGCAAUCAACUUUGUAGCAACACCCGAAGAGCAAAACAGAGACCUGGACAUGUUUAUCAAUGCAUCUAAAAACUUCAACCUCAACAUUACUUGGUCCACAAGUUUUGCAGCUGGCACACAGGCUGGGGAGGAAAUUCCAGUUGUUUCAAGAACCAAUAUAAAAGAAUACAAGGACAGUUUCUCCAAUGAGAAGUUUGAUUUCCGCAACAAUCCAAACAUCACUUUCUUUGUUUAUGUCAGCAAUUUCACCUGGCCGAUAAAAAUACAGAUUGCAUUCUCACAACACAGCAACUUUAUGGAUCUGGUACAGUUCUUUGUGACAUUUUUCAGUUGUUUCCUGUCUCUGCUCCUGGUGGCAGCUGUGGUUUGGAAGAUUAAACAAAGUUGCUGGGCAUCACGACGAAGAGAGCAACUACUCCGUGAGAUGCAACAGAUGGCAAGUCGCCCCUUCGCCUCCAUCAACGUUGCCUUAGAAACAGAUGAAGAGCCGCCAGAUCUCAUUGGGGGAAGCAUAAAGACUGUACCAAAGCCAAUAGCACUGGAGCCCUGUUUUGGGAACAAAGCAGCUGUUCUCUCUGUAUUCGUGAGGUUGCCUCGAGGACUUGGGGGUAUACCACCACCAGGACAGUCAGGUCUUGCAGUGGCCAGUGCGCUGGUGGACAUUUCACAACAGAUGCCAAUUGCCUACAAAGAGAAAUCGGGUGCAAUACGGAAUCGGAAACAGCAGCCCCCUGCACAGCCAGGAACCUGUAUUUGAUGCAUGGACAUCAGAAACUGUAUAGGGUUUUAAACAAAACGGAAAAGUAAUACCACGGAGGAGAAGGAUUUCCAAGUUGUGUCACAAGAGACUAGAAGCACUCAGAAAAACACAACUUCCUUGAACCCAACUUUUUUCUCAUCUACGUGAUAGUUGGCUUUAUUUGACAACUGCUCCACUUAAGUUUUACUGACACGUGACUUCAGAUUGCUCCUUUGUUUUCUUCAAGUUUAAAGUAAAAUAAUUUUAUUGCAGGUCCAGUAACAUCCGAUUGCCACCAUUCAUGGUCAGUGUAAAUAGAACAGUAGUCCAAUAUAAAAGACACUCAGGUUUAUACAUGGAAAGUGCUUUGUAGUUCAUGUAUUUAUCAAACUGUACAAAAAGAAAAAGAUGCAGUGUUUACAGGUGUCAGCUCUCAACACAUAAACACUACUAUUAAUCUUCAAAGCAUCUUCAUCCUUUGUUUUCAUUUAAUAUUGUAUGUUUAUUCUCCCAUUGUUUAAGUGGAACUCUCUUCCAGAUAACAACGUUUUUGUAGUCAUCGUGUUCCAGAACAUCAGGAACACAAAAGCUGGGAUGGUGUAACGGUUGAUGUCGCGUGUUGCUCAGACCACAUGCAAUACCUGAAUGUUGCUUUUGAAGGACUCAGUGUUUACAUAGUCUUAACCUGCUUGGAGUACACCACACACAAGUGCCUAGACUUGAACAGAUCUAGGGAGUGAGGAGACUGCUACACACAUUUCUUUUUAACAUAAUUAUAUUACUUUUAAAUAUGCAUAUACACACACACACACUCACCCAAGGCAAUCUGUGUGCUCUGUAAUACAUCACGUGCAGUCAGGGGAAAAAGGCAUUUUCCUGACCAACAAGCUGCUCGACCACGUGGAAAUACCUGGAGGAAAAGUAGAGUUUCAGUAUCUCAUAAGAAAACUCCUGGUUUCACCAGUGCUUUUAAUAGAAGCAGUUUGUGUUCCAGGUCAGAUACAUUAUAGUUCUUCUGAUUUUCUCUGCCCAUUUGGCCUUUUUCCUCCCCCUUCCCUUAUGCCGUUCUUCUGGACAAGAGCUGAGCUGUGCCAGGGCUCAGAGACAUCACUCCUCAGCAGUAAGAUUUGCUUCAUCUCCUUACAGGAUGUAAGAAGCAACACUCCGGGUGCCAGAUCAUUUCAGAAUGAAGUAAAAAAGAACUUUAAAUAAAAAGCAAGCAGAGCAGCUUCAUUUGGCCACAGGUUUGAGUUCAACAUGAUCAGUCACUGAUUCUUCCCAUUGGAGUUGAACUGUCUUAGAUGCGGAAGAAGGUGGAUUGUUGGUGAAAGGUAGGGACUUGUAAACAGCGAAGAGAAGGUUUGGCUUCUGGGGCAUGUAUCAAACCAUCAGAAGUACUCUGACUAGUUGGGAUGCUGUUUCGAGGUUUGAGGUUGGACUUAACCCAUCAGUCUGUGCGUGGUGGUGCCCAGUGUCCCCCUCGAUUCUGGAACAUGGCACAGUGCCGGGGCCACAGGUGUUGUGAUGUCGAAGCUGGUAGGAAGACGUUACAUGAAGGUGCCAAACGAGGCGUGUAAUUGUUGCUUAAUCACAGUAAGUGCUGUUUCAUUCAGGUUGCUGAGUCGCUGGUUUCUGAGGACAUCUAGUAUGUAUGAAACGGAGAAGUAACAAAUCGAGGGGAGUGAAGGAAAAUGCUCUUGAAUCUUCUGGCCAGGUAGCACCCUUUUCCAAAAUGAAACUCGAGUAACUGCAUCUUUUUUUGUGCACGUUUUGGUGAUGGAUUGCAUAUCAGCCACUUUUUUUUUUUUUAAACCAUAUAUUUUGAAGAAGCUCCUUGGAGCACAGCAGCAUCGCAAUAAAGAUGUGGAUUGCUGUGCGUGUUCGGACAGCAGUGAUGGGGGACAGCCUGCUGGUUUAAAGACCGUGGUGUAUUAUAAUUCUGAGUUAAUGUGUCAUUUAACAAAUACAACAGGACUGCAGAAAACAUAUGCUGGGAAAAAAUGCAUUUUUAUAUAUAUAUCUGUGUGUGUAUGUAUAUAUAAAAUGCAUCUUUUUCUAAAUGAGAAGUUAAAUGCCCUCUGGGGAAAAGACGUUAUGGGAGGGAAAGGGGUGAGCUUUGUCUUUUAGAAUGAAGGGGUUUAGGCAAUUUAAGUUUUAACGAUGCACAGAUUACCUCAGACAGAUUCAUCUCCUGAAAAUACUUUCUAACUUCCUAUGUGUAUAGGGCUAACCUGAACUAGAGAAAUACUGGACUAAAAUCCCUCCCUUAUUAUUACUUUCCAUGUUUUUAGUCAUGAUGCACGUCCUCAUGUUCAGAGAUGUCUUCUUGCUUCUCCGACACUACUUUGGGAGGAAAACUGCCAAUCCAAAUUGAGAAAGCUCUUGUGCUUAAGUCUCCAUAUUCAGGACAGCACUUAAGCAGGUGCUUAAAGUUGUUGCUUAGGUUUUCCUGAAGAAACAGCUUUCAGAACAAUAGGCCUGGAGGAUUGAUAUAUUUUUGCAUUAACAAAAAGACAUGAAUAUGUUUUGUUCUCUUCCCUGCCCUUGGAGAGCUGGGUUGUCUCAUCUCAAAAGCUUAUGGUGAAGUGUGCCCAGAAGUGUAGCCAUGAAGAUAAGUGUCAGAUAUUGGAAAGAUGAGCAAAAAUGAUCAAACUUUGAGGUUUAGCAGAACCAAAAAAUGUAAAUAGAGGAACAAGACUUAUUUAUAUAAAUAAAAUGAAACAGCUCCUUUAGGAUGUAGCUCUGCUCUGCAUCUUAUCUCCAUACUGAUGAGGGAAAGAGAGAAUUCUCAUACAUAUCUCUGCUGCAAACAGUUUCAUCCCAACUUAAAGGUAAAAUUGAGACAAAGGUGGGAAUGGAUGGGGGGAAGAAGAAUUGCUGGUAGUUUAUCACCAGGCCAAUAUCAAAAGUGAAGGAUUUGUGGGUUUAUUUCUUUUGGAGGUGAGGGGGGCGGGGAAAGAGCAACUUUACUUCAUGGGAGAAUCUGUAAAUAAAUGAAAAAUAACACACCGAUUUUGCACUUGUACAUAAACUAUACAGUAGCGUGCAGAACAUUGAAAGAUUUAAAGUGUAUAUAAACCAGAAAAAAUAUUGAAUGUAUUUUUGAUGCAUUUUAAAUGAUGUAUGAGUUUUGUCUUAAUAACUUCUUCAUAUGAUGAGUAUUAGAUAACUUUCCAGAGCUUUAAAGAAACAUCAAAUUAUAUUCGUGAUAUCUUGCAGUAUAAAGCAGGGAGGCAUAACUUGACUUUUAUGUAUUCAAAUGCAUUUCACUUAAAUGUAUAAGCGAAGUAAAAUACGACUCUUCCAUUUGAAAGGGGAAAAAACCAAUGCUUGAAGACAGGUAAUAAAUGUACUUAAAGUAGUCAUUACUUGGAGGAUUAAGUCAGCAGUUUAAGCCUCUACCAUUAAGAUUGUGGCAGUGAUUUCCAUUAAAAAUCACUAUUUUCAAGCGUUUAUAACUGGCUGAAAUUCAGCAUUCAAGAUCUCAACCCUCAGAACAUUUUUAUUCUUUGAAAGUAACCUUUCCAAAAAUUUAAUCAAAAAUCAGAAAUGUUGUAGCCCUUUUAUUCUAGAAAGCACGAGUGCCAUCAGAUCUCCAAAUAACCUACAUUUUUUUGGUUCACCAUUUUCCAUUCUUUUUAGCUCAGGAUUUUCUCUGGACUACUGUAGCAUGAGUGAAAGGAAACCCUGCCGUGGUAUGGUCAAUAUGUUAGAUACAAGAUGAUUUAUGGACACAACUUUGAGUUAUUGCCACUCUCCCUGGGCUUAAAAUGCGCUGUAUUGAAAUGGCUGAAAUAAAGCUAUACACGAUGGGGUAAUGCCUGUGAUUAGCAUAAAGUCAUAGCAUAUAAGCUUCCAAAAUUUGAUGGUAUGGUACCCUAAAAGCAUGACAGCCUCUGUUGGCAGAUGCACACUUCCUUAGGGGUCAUUUGUAUACUAAAUAUUGCUCAGAAACAUCAUUUUCUCUGCCGUAAAAGUUUACUAAAGUGCUAUAUAGUCCCUGGGUUUAUACUAUGGUUUUUAAAUGACAGCUCAGCUUGGUUGGCCCUAAAUUAACUAAGAUGAACUUUUGAUGAAACACUUUCCUCGCUCAAGAGGCUGAAAUAAAACUUGAGGCUUUUCCCAUAACCUGCUGAAAGUCCAGCACUGCAAAGAUGAGGCUGAUUCUCCAUCCUUGGCUGCUCCUGAUGUUAGCAGCUGCUUUUUCUUUUCCACGACUCCCCAGGUUAGGGGCUGAUGCAUCAGCUGCAUCUCUGAAGCCACAAAACCCUGUUCCCUGCAAAGAGGGAUUUGCUGUCCCUGAGCUUGAAGAAUGGACCCUACAUGCCAGGAGCGACUUUCAAAUUCAUCCAUCCGUCCGUCCAACUCAGCAGGCUGCAGACACCACUUCUUGUCACGUUUCCUUUUUGUCUUUGUUUGGGAACAUGCCAGGGGAAGGGGAGAGCGGAGGGGGUUGGGUCUCAGGAGCCUCCUGAGCGAAGCUGCAGGAGCAGGUUGGGAACAUGUUUUAAAUGGAAAGGUGUGACUGGAAGCUGCACACCCCAGCGUUUGGAGACACGGGAGCAAAGGGAAGGGAGAGGGGCAGGUGUGUGUUUCUUAUUUUCAGAUGUGUUGGCCAUUCUAGUCAAAUUCCUGCUUUUUCUGUUGAUAGCUGCUUAAAUAAGGUGAGUUUCCCAUGCUAGGAAUACAAUAAUGUGUAUGUGCUGUUUUUUUCUGCUUCUGCACCAGGGCAGAUUUUGUUCAGUUUAUUACUUUGUUCUAACACUACACAUGGACUAUUCUUGUGUGUCUUCCAGGUACUAUAGUUCUUUAGACAUUUCCUCUACAUUUAUCGUUGACUCCACAAACCUCACGAUAAUAAAGAAGAAAAAAAAAAAAAAUUGUGGAGGAGUGUAACAUAUGUCGGUCCAUUAUUUUUUUUAAAAAAGAAAAAGGAAAAAAAAAAAAAAGGAGUUUUCUAUUACUCUGAAAUUUGUGCACAAUAAGUGUUCUUUACACUAGGAUCCUUGAAUUAAUUGUAUUCUGGAUUUUUUUUUUGUUCUGUAAUUAUUUACGAUUCUUAUCUGUGUUCAGACUUGAGCUUAGUUUGUUAAUAUGUAUAAUUUAGCAUUUAUUGCAUUCAUAUGUAAAUACAAGCAAGUAUUGUAAACUAUUUCAUUGCUGGGGAUUGUGGGUGUUAUACAUACACACAUUUAGGACUGCAGUUUUUGGUAUAAUUUUUUGUAUUGUAAAAUAACAGCUAAUUUAAAGCAGGAACGAGAAAAUUAUUGGGAGAUCUGUGCAUUUUAAAUACAAAUGUGAAGUACAUGUACAUAAAUAAAAGUAAAUAAUGAAAAUCUUUCCUCUGAAAUAAAAA
Molecule: messenger RNA, 9202 nt
Organism: Calidris pugnax (ruff)
Lineage: Eukaryota; Metazoa; Chordata; Aves; Charadriiformes; Scolopacidae
Gene: ATRN
Product: attractin
Exons: 28
Cellular component (GO): Golgi apparatus
Molecular function (GO): protein binding
Source: RefSeq, a predicted model, not a curated record